AUGUCUAAUCAUAUGAUAUGGAGAGGAAAAAUGCAAAACAUGAUACAAAGAACGACCUCGAAUUGUCAGAAAAGGCACGAAGAGCAAUCCGCAACACCAGCAGCGUUUUAUAAUGAAACGGAGUCGUCGACUCUCCAACGGCUGAAUUUGAACCCGAACACGGAGAUCUUAUCGGAGUUGCAGUCAAGUACGACAGACUCGUCGGAAAGCGAACAGGGGAGCGUAUCAGAGGUCCUCUUGGCAAUGGAAAGUAAUGUAGAAGAUUGUGGUAUUACAGCAGACUCUACUUUGCUAUUAAGGGCUGCCAGAAGUGGUAAUCUGGGUUUAGUCAAUUGGUUGCUUAAGCACCGUACAGACGUGAACACCCGUUCCAGUUUUGGAAACACACCCUUUGUGUAUGGAUGCAUCGGUGGACAUGAAAAGGUUGUACGUGUCUUAUUACAAGCGGGAGCUUAUGUUGAAACUCGUAACAAGAAAGAUCGCACACCUCUAAUGGAAGCAGCAAAAGCUGGUCAUGUUCGGGUUGCAAAAAUCUUAUUUGAACAUGGUGCUAACAUCGAUACUUGUUCCUAUUUUAAAGAAUCGGCAUUAAAAUUAGCCAACUAUCAUAGACAUUUAGAGAUGAGUCAGUUUUUAACGGAAGCUAGCACAAAUCAGAGAGCUGUGCGUCGACUUUCUGUGCUAAAGGGCUCGAGUUCAAAUCCAGCCAGAGUCAGAAAACAGCGAAUGUAUUAUUUUCGAUAA
This is a messenger RNA of Formica exsecta, 744 nucleotides long. RefSeq names its product ankyrin repeat domain-containing protein 17-like. Gene Ontology annotation, biological process: innate immune response. The record is from RefSeq and is a predicted model, not a curated record. The transcript has a single exon. Lineage: Eukaryota; Metazoa; Arthropoda; Insecta; Hymenoptera; Formicidae. Gene Ontology annotation, molecular function: protein binding. Bases 1 to 744 code for a protein of 247 amino acids. Gene Ontology annotation, cellular component: cytoplasm.